Molecule: messenger RNA, 2488 nt
Organism: Phoenix dactylifera (date palm)
Lineage: Eukaryota; Viridiplantae; Streptophyta; Magnoliopsida; Arecales; Arecaceae
Source: RefSeq, a predicted model, not a curated record
UUGCCUGCGAAUGCGCAGGGUAUUUGGGGACAGCCCGCUCCCAAAAUCGGCAUAAAAUUUCAAACGUGCCCCUUAUAACGCGCCCGCAUUAAAUUUUCCAAUCGGAAUCCGCGCCUCCGGACGAAAAGAACCCCAUCCAUCGCGCCGUUUCUAUUUUCCCCGACCCCCGCCACCUCAGUCCAAGGCUAAAACCCUCGGCUCUCGCAUAGUCCCCGCUUUCCUCUAGGGUUUACGCGUUCUCUUCGAUCCGAUGGUUUCCGAAACGCUCGAGGAGGAGAAGAAGAGCUCCGAGGACGGAUCUCCUCCGGUGGAGGGGGAGGCAGCGAGGGAUCCGGCGGAGGAGGAGGCGGCGGCCGGAGGAGAGGCGAGCAGGGAGGCGGAGAAAGGGGUGGAGGAGGAGGAGGAGGAGGAGGAGGGGGAAAAGAAGGUUGAGGAGGAGAAGCGGAAGCGGAAGAGGAGGGACGCGGUGGAGAAGGGUGAGGAGGAAGGGACGGAGAAAAAAGAGAGGAAGAGGCGGUCGACGGCGAGGGAACCCGCCACGCCGGUGGAGCGGCCGUCGAGGGAGAGGAAGGCAGUGGAGAGGUACACGGCGCUGUCUCCUCGAAGGACCUCCGCAACGAAAGUUCUUGCCAUCGAGCAGGGGGCUGGAAUAAAGCUCAAAGACAUACCUAAUGUGUUAUUCAAGCUGUCGAAAAGAAAGGUAGAUGAAAAUCUUCAAAUUCUUCACACAAUACUUUUUGGAAGGAAAUCAAAUGUACAUUUUCUGAAGAGAAACAUUUUGCAGUUUUCUGGUAUUGUCUGGGCAGACAACAAGGAAAAACAAAGGGCAAAAAUUAAGGAAAAGCUAGAUAAAUGUAACAAGGAGAAGUUGCUUGAUUUCUGUGAGCUACUUGAUCUUCAUGUUCUGAAAGCCACUGCCAAGAAGGAAGAAAUCUCAGCAAAGUUAUUGGAAUUCUUGGAAUCUCCUUAUGUUACUAGAGAUGUUGUACUUACUGAGAAAGAGAAAGGUAAAAAACGCAAGAGGAGGACGAAGGGAAUUCAUCAGACAUCUGGAGAAGCAUCUUCAGACUGGGCGACUAAGGUAUUAGCAAACUUAAAGAUGAAACGAAGAAAGAGUCGCAAACAAUCAGCUAAACCUGAGAAAGAAGAAGAUGUUGAAGAUGAAGAUGAAGAUAAGGGUGGUUCUACUGAUGUGAAAGAUGCGUCCACAGAUGAUGAUGAUCAGGGGGAUUCAGAGGAAGAGUGUGAACAUGCUAAGAGUGACCAAGAUGAGGAGGAAGAUGAACCAGGCGAGCCUGCGCCGGCCAAGAAAGGAUCUGGGGAGAAGCAGACAAAGAAGUGGAAAGGGCCCAAGAUGGCAGAAAAGGUUCCACCUGUUAAAAAAGGCUCUCAUGCAAAUUCUAAUAAAACCACUUCGAAAUCAGUUGCUAAUAAGGAAGGUGAAGCACCUGUAGAAAGCAAAAAAGAUUCCAAGGAGUCAACGAAGAAGGGUUUAAAGGCCUCGACAAAGGAGAAAUCUGCAACCCUAAAAAAGAAUUCUUUCACUAAAAGCACCUCAGAAUCUUCUCUAGGGAAACAUACUAUAGAUGAUAAUGAAUCUGGCCCACCAUUGGCCUCCAAAUCCAAAAAAGAAAAUAAAAGGAUAGGCCAGAGUAAGGAGAUUCCUGCAACUGCGGAUAAUGCAAGCAAGAAACAAGCUGCUAAGUCUCAGCCAAAAGUUUUUGCUAAAAAACAAGGAAAGACCAAGGCUAGUAAGGAAUCUAGUAGGGAGCCCAGCACAGAAGAAUUGCAUGCAGUGGUCAGCGAUAUAUUGAAAGAAGUGGACUUCAACACUGCAACUUUGGCUGAUAUUCUCAGGCAAUUAGGGUCUCACUUUAAUACGGACCUGAUGAAUAGAAAGGCAGAGGUAAAGCACAUAAUUGAAGAUGUGAUAAAUAGCAUGUCUGAUGAUGAAGAUGGUGGAGAAGAUGAAGAUGGUGCGGGGGAUGCUGAGGGAGAGGUUGCAAAGGAAGAAUCAGAUGGAGAUGGUGACAAGUAGCUUACCUAGACUGUUCAGUAACAUAUCAGGCCCCAUUGCAGCGCGUUCGUUGGUUGCGCCAUAUAAUCUAAUGCAUGCUUCUGGUGGGGAAGUGGUUGCAUUGACCUAAUGGAGGUGUAUGAUGAUCAUAUGGGAUAGCUUCAACCAUUUCACAUGGAUGGAUACCUCUUUUAACUGCUGUAUCAGAUAUUUGUAGUGGCCUUAGUCUUGCAGUUCAAUGUAAAUGUCUCCUCUUUUUUUUUCUAUAGAUAAUAUUUGUUUAGGUAGUCAUGACCGUGAUCUGCAAUGAUCAUCCCAUCCCCUCCUUUUCCUUUAAGAUGAAAUAAAGACUUGCUGAGGUUGUUCUUUGUUGUCACUUUCGGUGGACUCGGUACAGGCAGGUUAUUUGUCAUUGUUGUCUCCAAAUAGGGAUUCAAUUUCUCAUGGAAUAAACUCAAGAAAGGAGCUCAA